Messenger RNA from Anopheles funestus (African malaria mosquito), 2358 nucleotides. It is a transcript of the gene park, whose product is annotated as E3 ubiquitin-protein ligase parkin. The record is from RefSeq and is a predicted model, not a curated record. The coding region runs from base 838 to 2289 and encodes 483 amino acids. Gene Ontology annotation, cellular component: endoplasmic reticulum; cytosol; ubiquitin ligase complex. The transcript has 6 exons. Gene Ontology annotation, molecular function: ubiquitin protein ligase activity; ubiquitin conjugating enzyme binding; zinc ion binding. Lineage: Eukaryota; Metazoa; Arthropoda; Insecta; Diptera; Culicidae. Gene Ontology annotation, biological process: autophagy of mitochondrion; protein polyubiquitination; ubiquitin-dependent protein catabolic process.
UGUGAAAUUGCUACUGCUAGAACGAAUCCGGCUUACUUUUGUGUUCUUGUUGGCUUAACUCUAAAGGUCAUGUUUACUGUACUUAUGUUGACCGCGCAGCCGUUCUUUGCUUCCUUACUACGGCGGAACGGUCCGGAUGGGAUUCGAUACCAGGUUCUGUCGUGUGGAACCGGCCUCGUUUAUUGCAUACACCACCGGGCAGCCCAUCUGUCGGAUAUAUAGCGGAAAAUAGCUUAAUAUGUUUACAUAUUGCACAAGAAUGAGGCAGCCAAUAGGAAUGCACACUAAUUUCUGUUCUUUUCAAAGUCCCUCCAAAUAGAUCAUCUUCAUUAACACAAAUUUCACACAUAUAUAACUAUACAUGUUCACUAUUGCAGCACAUACAUCUUGAAAACGCCGUAAACAUAAAACUACUGCUACUUGAACUCAAUUCGGAUGCUCGCGAACGAUCAAUGACACCCAACAGAUAUGAAGGAGAUCUUGGAAUUCGCAGAUCCUUUAAAUUUGUAAAGGAUUUUUAAAUCCUCAAAAUUGGAGCUCCCGGAUUCCUCCUGGAAAUGGAUUGUUUCAAACUUGAACCAAAGCUAGGAGAUUACCUGUAAAUAAAUCUCGACAUUAUGCCCACAUCACAUCACACUGUGUGCGUGUUGCAGCUGAAGGGCUUUUCAACACCGAAAGGCCUUUUGCGCAGCUGUUUUUGACACACGGCUCUCUGAUGCAUAACAAUAACAAACCAAAUUCCCGUGCAGUGAAAAUACAAAAUUCUUUUGUGUGAAGACGGCUUAAAAUUUUAAAGCAUAUUGUCGCCUCAAAUGUCCACCUAACUUGUGCUCGGUGAUGUUCGAUUUGUUCGGUUUCAUAAGAGAACUGAUCGGCAGCAUGUUGGCGAUAUUUUCCUUCGGCAAAAAGAAGCUCUCCAAUUCGCUGAGCGUGUACGUGAAGACAAAUACCGGCAAUACGCUGUCCGUCGAUCUGCAGCCGCACAUGGAAAUUAAGGACGUGAAGGAAAUGGUAGCACCACGUCUCGGACUUGAACCGCAAGAGCUUAAGAUCAUUUUCGCUGGCCGAGAACUUUCCGAUACGACCACGAUUAGUGAAUGUGACCUAGGCCAACAAUCAAUUAUACACGUCGUGAAAAGUCGACCCAUCUCGGCACUGCAGAAAAAAGCAGCAAAAUCAAAGCUAAACGGAACUAUUGCGGAGGAACCCUCACCCGAUGAACAGCAGAAUAAGCCACUGUCGGAGACAAUGUCCGAGCUGACGGUGUUAGAUGAACGGAAUGGGUCCACUGCAGCAGUACGAACAAAGGCACAUUUUUUCGUGUACUGUUCGCAGUGUGAGAAGGUCUGCACCGGGAAGCUACGGGUGCGGUGUGGAAUCUGUGGCAGUGGUGCAUUCACCGUUCAUCGGGACCCUACCUGUUGGGACGAUGUAUUGAAAAGAAAGCGAAUUACUGGCCAUUGUGAAAACUAUGAGAUUCCUUGUGUGGAAAACGAUGAAGGUGAGCCACCCUUCACGGAGUUCUACUUUAAGUGUGCCGAACACUCGUCGGGCGGGGAGAAAGAUUUUGCGGCCCCACUCAAUCUGAUCAAAACGAACCACAAAAGUAUUCCUUGCAUUGCCUGUACCGAUGUGAGUGAAACGAUUUUAGUCUUCCCGUGUGUGGCUGGCCACGUGUCUUGUUUGGACUGCUUUAGCCAAUACUGUGUUACCCGGUUGCUGGAGCGCCAGUUCGUAGAGCAUCCAACAGGUGGUUACACGUUGCAAUGUCCGGCUGGAUGUGAAGCUUCCUUCAUCGAGGAUGUGCACCACUUUAAGCUGCUGAACAAAGAGCAGUACGAUCGGUACCAAAGAUUCGCCACGGAGGAGUUUGUGUUGAAGAAUGGUGGAGUGCUCUGUCCACAGCCGGGUUGUGGUAUGGGGUUACUGGUGGAUCCAGAAUGUCGCCGUAUCCAGUGCCAGAAUGGUUGUGGGUACGUUUUCUGUCGUAGCUGCCUACAAGGCUACCAUAUUGGAGAGUGCUUCGAAACGCCGACACCGUCAACGCCCGGCAACGAGCAAGGAUAUGCGAUUGAUCCACUGCGUGCUUCGGAAGCGCGUUGGGACGAGGCAACAAAGAUUGCGAUCAAGGUGACAACGAAACCGUGCCCCCAGUGCCGCACGGCAACGGAGCGUGAUGGUGGCUGCAUGCACAUGGUUUGCACACGAUCGGGCUGUGGCUUCGAAUGGUGUUGGGUAUGCCAAACACCUUGGACGCGUGACUGUAUGGCUGCACAUUGGUUUGGAUAAGCGAUUGACUGUGUAUGUUGCAAAUGUGGGAUCGAAAUAAACGAAUUGUUGUAUAUUGCUGUUAUGAAA